Molecule: messenger RNA, 592 nt
Organism: Diatraea saccharalis (sugarcane borer)
Lineage: Eukaryota; Metazoa; Arthropoda; Insecta; Lepidoptera; Crambidae
Source: the annotation of a GenBank genome assembly
UGUAGUCUUUGCACAUCGCUGUCACUGGUGUCACCAGGUGUCACUGUCUUAACUGGGUUUUUAUUUGUAAUUGUGUCGGUGAAUUCUUGCUGGAUUGAUUUUUAAAAUCUAAUAGAUCAUUGCUUACAAAAAUAAUUCCAGUAAUUAACUAGGUACCUCUUGUUUAUUUAUUUACUCUGACUUUAGUUUGUGUUACAAUCGAAAUGUUAAGUGUAACAAUUGUGCUUUAAAAUCUUAUUUACAGACCGCAAUGGGACGCCGCAAAUCUAAAAGAAAGCCUCCAGCAAAACGGAAAGCAAUAGAGCCUCUAGAUCAACAGUUCAACUGUCCUUUUUGUAACCAUGAAAAGUCGUGUGAAGUCAAAAUGGACCGCGCAAGGAAUACAGCUAGAAUACAAUGUCGAGUAUGCUUAGAAGAUUUUCAAACCACUACUAAUGUACUCUCAGAACCAAUAGAUGUAUACAAUGACUGGGUUGACGCUUGUGAAAGUGCUAAUUAGGAAUACAUUUUAUUGAUUAUAUAUUAUCUAUAAGUUUCACUUUAUUAUAACUGUAAAAUAAAUCUAAUUAAAUAUCCUCAUUCUUUCGUUCCA